Molecule: messenger RNA, 735 nt
Organism: Serpula lacrymans var. lacrymans S7.9
Lineage: Eukaryota; Fungi; Basidiomycota; Agaricomycetes; Boletales; Serpulaceae
Exons: 3
Coding region: 1-735 (244 amino acids)
Source: RefSeq, a predicted model, not a curated record
AUGUUCCCACCUGUUCUGUUUCCUGACGGUGUAAUGGACAUGAAAAAUGUCUUUGGAAGUACCGCAAUUGCCAAGAUUCUCAAAGUCGCAUUUCAUGGACCAAAGUCACUUGAGGGUGGCCGCGCUGGUGGUAAAAGUAAUGCAAAAACAUGGGAUGUCACCAUGAAUACUCCAGGAUCUCUAGCAUGGGGAGCAGUUGUGGCUGUUUUCUUAGUUUCUCCUGACGAAGAAUUUCCACAUGAUGGCAAAGGUGCCAAAUCAGGUUUAAAGUACUUUGACCUGUUCCGCAACUACAAGAAAAUCCUCAUUAUGAAAGCUGACAAGAAACAAGUCAAAGAGAUAUACAAAAUCUUUGACCGGUACAUUUUUUCUUCACGCAAGACUAUUCAGGCAGUUAUAGCAGGGCAAGAAGAUCACUAUAACGAAGAAGUUGAACAAGCAAUGGCCAAAAUGGAUAUUUUUUCUGACGAAGAUGAUAUUGAAGUAGUAGUGGCAACCGCUGCACCAUCUGCCGUGCAGAUUAAUGUUUUAUCUACUGAUAACAUUUUCUCUCGCAAGCUCGUUGGCACUGAUGGAGUUGAUAUUUUAGAGGAGGAGGCCAGAGAUAAUAUUACCAAUGCACCGGUGAUGAAAACCAAGAAGGGUCAAAGUGGUAAAGGGAAGUCUGCAGAAGUAGCUACAGGUAGUACUGAAAUUGGCACCACUACUACAAAGCGCACUCGUCGUACCAAGUAG